AUGGAUAACACCUCCAUUUUGGGUUAUGACUUCUUUGAUGUGGCCAUUUAUGAUGACUUUAACUGCCCCACUUACAAUGUGAGUGACUGCCAGGACUUGGCUGAGAUCUGCGAAGCCGGCAAGCACGAGAUUACCAUCAAGUUCUUCCAAACCUGCGUCUUCUGCCUGAUCUUCCCCGUGGGUCUGAUGGGAAAUGCCCUCGUCAUCGCCACCUUCGCCCUUUACCGUCGUCUCCGGCUUCGCUCAAUGACCGAUGUCUUCCUCUUCCACUUGGCGAUAGCUGACACCCUCCUCCUCUUCACCCUCCCCUUCCAGGGCAUUGACACCUAUCUCGGUUGGAUCUUCGACACCCCUCUUUGCCGUGCUACGCGUGCAUGUUAUGCCAUGAACACGUACAGCGGAUUAUUGCUGCUGGCUUUGAUCAGUGUUGACCGCUACAUUGUGGUGGUAAAGGCUCAAGAGGUUAUGAGGCUGCGUAGCCAGAUACUGACAUGGGGCAAGCUCUUGUCUAUGAGUGUGUGGCUUGUCGCCUUUCUCCUGAGCUUGCCCGAGAUCCUGUAUUCAAGGGUGUUGGGAUCGGGAAGGGAUGCGCACUGUAUUGUAAACAAGAGCGGGGAGGCCAAAAAGGUCACCAACAGAGCCCUGAUUGCUGUUUUCUGCCUGUCUUUCCUGGUUAUGGUGAUAUGCUACUCCUUAAUUGCGCACGUGCUGUGUGAGGGGCAUGGACAAGGCCGGGCCAAGGGGUGGCAGCGCCAACGCACCCUAAAGUUGAUGGUUGUGCUGGUGUUGGUUUUCCUGGUCUUCCAGCUGCCCCACACCGUGGUGCUGUCACACAAAAUAGCGGGCCAAUUUUGUGGCCUGCUGUGGGAGUAUGUGACCUGCACUUUGGCGUACACCCGCUGCUGCCUCAACCCCAUCCUCUACGCCCUGGUCGGCAUACGCUUUCGAAAUGACGUGCUGAGGCUCAUGCACAAUGCAGGCUGUGCGUAUGGACACCAUGUAGAGCAAAGACCAGAGAGCUCCAGCUGCAGGUCCCCCUCCUCCCUGGCCGUCAACACUCUCUCCUCAGUCACUCCUCAUCCUCCUCGCUAUGGUCCUUCUAUCACCAAGGGGACAAAUGCCACCAUGUUUCAGUUUCCAGAACCAGAUCCAAACACUGUCUUGUCUAAGUCAUUUCUGUUCCAAAGAACCAAGUAG
This is a messenger RNA of Lampris incognitus (smalleye Pacific opah), 1197 nucleotides long. RefSeq names its product chemokine (C-C motif) receptor 10 (gene ccr10). NCBI's taxonomy places the organism in Eukaryota, Metazoa, Chordata, Actinopteri, Lampriformes, Lampridae. Bases 1 to 1197 code for a protein of 398 amino acids. The transcript has a single exon. Gene Ontology annotation, biological process: G protein-coupled receptor signaling pathway; immune response. The record is from RefSeq and is a predicted model, not a curated record. Gene Ontology annotation, cellular component: membrane. Gene Ontology annotation, molecular function: G protein-coupled receptor activity.